This is a messenger RNA of Rhagoletis pomonella (apple maggot), 837 nucleotides long. RefSeq lists its product as uncharacterized. Lineage: Eukaryota; Metazoa; Arthropoda; Insecta; Diptera; Tephritidae. The record is from RefSeq and is a predicted model, not a curated record. The transcript has a single exon. Bases 1 to 837 code for a protein of 278 amino acids.
AUGGUUAACCAAGAAGAUAAUGAAGCAAGCACGGGAGUUGGACCGUCGGCCGCUGCCACGAGCGAAAAAGCCAUGAUGGUGAACAAAGUGUCGGUUAAGGUGCCGCCAUUCUGGCCAGAGCAUCCGGAGAUUUGGUUCGCCCAAGUCGAGGCGCAAUUCAGCGUGGCCGGAGUUUCCACAGAUUCGGCAAAGUUCAACACAGUCGUCGCUGCUGUUGAAUCAAACGUUUUAGCCCAGAUUUCUGACGCCAUUUUGAACCCACCCGACAACGGCAAAUACGACAACCUGAAACGACGUAUAAUAGAUAGAUAUUGUGAAAGCGAGCAGAAAAAAACGCAAAAAUUACUGUCGGAUGUGGAUUUGGGAGACAAACGGCCAACCCAAUUGUUAAGCGAGUUAAGUGAACUUGCAAAAAACAAGGUUUCCACCGAAUUUAUGAAAUCGCUGUGGCUGCAGCGAUUGCCAGUACAGGUUAGGGCAAUCUUACAGGCGUCUAACGCAGAUUUGCCAGACUUAGCAAAGCUGGCCGACAAGAUUCUAGAAGUAGGGGAUUUUCAGCAGGUGUCGGUAGUGGCAAAAGGCAAUGCAGCCGACGAAACUUUUUCAGGCAUAAGCAAACGAAUCGAACGCAUUGAAGCGCAAUUCGACAAAUUAAUUCAGAAUACGAAGUACCGAACAAACCGACGAUCUCGUUCAGUGUCAAGAGGACGAGACGCCCGGGCAAACACUCCAAUGCGAACAAAGGGCGAAUUAUGCUGGUACCACCAGGUGCACGGGGAUAACGCCCGUAAAUGCCGACCGCCCUGCGAGCGCGGACCAAAAGCGACAAAAAACUAA